UCGCGGGUUAUAAGGGACCGCUCUCUCCGCCCCCAGCGGAGUCUCCCUCCGCCCCUGCCCGCGCUCUCCACCCCUUCCUCCGGCCGCGCAGAAGGGCAUGGAGUUGGCGGGAGCCUAUAAAAGCCCCUGAGAGCCCGCCGGGGCCACGGCACUGCGACAGCCUCCGCGGGCACAGCCGGGCCGCGCAGCAUGUCCCACCACUGGGGGUACGGCAGCCACGAUGGACCCGCUCACUGGCACGAGCACUUCCCCAUUGCCAAGGGAGAGCGCCAGUCCCCUGUUGCCAUCUGCACCAAGACCGCCAAGUACGAUCCUGCUCUGAAGCCUCUCAGUUUCAGCUACGAUGCCAGCACGGCUAAAGCCAUUGUCAACAACGGGCACUCCUUCAACGUGGAGUUUGACGAUUCUUCCGACAAGUCAGUCCUGCAAGGAGGAGCACUGGAUACAGUCUACAGGCUGGCACAAUUUCACAUUCACUGGGGAUCUUGUGAGGGCCAAGGGUCCGAGCACACUGUGGAUGGUGUGAAGUAUGAUGCAGAGCUCCAUAUUGUUCACUGGAAUGUAAAAUAUGGUAAAUUUGCUGAAGCUGUGAAGCAUCCUGAUGGUUUGGCUGUGGUAGGCAUCUUCAUGAAGGUAGGAAAUGCCAAGCCUGAAAUACAGAAAGUUGUGGAUGCUCUGAACUCCAUUCAAACCAAGGGAAAGCAAGCUUCCUUCACAAACUUUGACCCCACUGGACUGCUUCCUGCAUGCAGAGAUUACUGGACAUACCCUGGUUCACUGACCACUCCUCCACUGCUCGAGUGUGUGAUAUGGCACGUUCUGAAGGAGCCCAUCACUGUUAGCCCUGAGCAGAUGUGUAAAAUCCGUGGCCUUUGCUUCAAUGCUGAGAAUGAGCCCGUGUGCCGUAUGGUGGACAACUGGCGCCCAUGUCAGCCUUUGAAGAGCAGGGAAGUCAGAGCUUCCUUCCAGUAAACUCAGCGCUGAGUGCGUUAGAAAUGGCUGUGUUUGUGAGGAGCCCCUUUUGCUAAGCCCAAAUCAAACCUUUGCCAUGUGUGCUCUGGCAACAUCUUGUCUCCCAGAUCCAUUCUUUCUUUCGCUCUGCAUCUGAAAUGCCAGCUAAUAAAAUGUGAAAGGCUCUUGGCCAAAUAGGAAAGGGUUCUUAAGGUGUGGGGUUGGGAAGGCAUGGGGGGGGUGGCUGUGUGUGUUUUGGUGACUAUUGCUGCAACUGACACUUUGGUGUAACAAACAGUAUGUUGGCUAGUUGGGGGAGGAUAUGGUGGUAGUAGCAAAAUAAGCCAUUUUAAGAAACCUCAUCCUCUGGUAUGAUAGUACACAUAACUAACGAUAACUUGAAGCUUUGUGAAAAGCACAGGAAUACAGAAUCUAGAUAUAAUUUAGGAAAAAAGUAUUUUGAGAAAGUGAAGCAAAAUGAAUAUUGAGAAUUAGACUUAUUAGAUUUUAAGAAACUGACAUGUAAAUAUUUUUUCAGACCGUUUUACAUUUUUACCCAUGCUAUCAACAACCUUGAUUAUGUCUUAAUGGUAGUGUUGGAUUUUUUUAAUUAAAAAUGUCCUAAAUUAAGUAUUAUGUUUAAAAGUUGUUAUUACCAUAGAAGUAAUACAAAAUAUCUUUUCACUAAAAUAAUAUAUGCUCUAAUUUAAGGAGGAAAAUAAUAUUGUAUUUUAGAUAACUUCUCUAAUAAAUCUAUACUUAUA
Strigops habroptila (Kakapo) is the source of this 1715-nucleotide messenger RNA. RefSeq names its product carbonic anhydrase 2. The coding region runs from base 190 to 972 and encodes 260 amino acids. Gene Ontology annotation, molecular function: zinc ion binding; carbonate dehydratase activity. NCBI's taxonomy places the organism in Eukaryota, Metazoa, Chordata, Aves, Psittaciformes, Psittacidae. The record is from RefSeq and is a predicted model, not a curated record. The transcript has 7 exons. Gene Ontology annotation, cellular component: cytoplasm.